Saccoglossus kowalevskii is the source of this 1008-nucleotide messenger RNA. Its product is annotated as sulfotransferase 1B1-like. NCBI's taxonomy places the organism in Eukaryota, Metazoa, Hemichordata, Enteropneusta, Harrimaniidae. The record is from RefSeq and is a predicted model, not a curated record. Gene Ontology annotation, molecular function: sulfotransferase activity.
AUGGCGGGAUCCAGUCAAGACAACUGUUCUUACACCGCAUGCCCAGACUAUGGCCAUCUUGGCGUGGCUUUCGUUUGCUACAAAGGCUAUUACCUGCCAUCUUAUUUUCAAGAAGAUAAAAUCAUGGAUCGGGAACUCGAAGACUUUGAUUUAACCAAAGACGACGUAUUGGUGGUCGGUUUUCCAAAAUCUGGAACGAGCCAAAUGAUUUGGUUAUUGCGAGAGAUGUAUGCCGACUGGGAUUUGGUCAACGUUCUCAAUCGGAACGUAGUCCCGAUGUUGGAAUGGUGCGUCAAUCAACAGCACACCGAAGGUACUUCGGGCAUUGCUAAGAAAACUUUCCUUGAAGAUCCGUGUCUAUCGGGGUCAGGUCGACGCUUGAUUAAGUCUCAUUUGCCCUAUGACAUGCUACCGCGAACGGCACGGAGUGGAGACAGUUGCAAGAUCAUCUAUGUGACUAGAAAUCCUAAAGAUGUAUGUGCGAACUUUUACUACUUGGAGCGGUCUUACCUUCCCAUGACGUCACCGGACGUCGUGAUGACUUGGGAAGAGUUUGUGACCAAUUUCGUCGAGGGGCGGGUAGUCUACGGACCGUGGAUGAACGUCGUUAUGGAGUGGUGGCAGCACAGAGCCGAUGAAAAUAUCUUGCACGUUACCUACGAAGAUUUAAUCACCAAUCCGACAGACGUGAUUAAAAUGGUUGCCGAGUUUCUCGGACGCCCAUUGACCGACAAAGUUAUAAAAACAAUCGCCGCUUUUACAACUUCCGAAGAAAAAGUGAUAAAAGUUGGUGGAGUUCAAUUUAAGAAGGGUGUGACCGGCGAGUGGAAGAACCACUUCACUAAAGAGCAGAGUGACCUUUACGAUAGGACAAUAGGUGUCGGGCUAGCUUACAAAGGAUUAGACUUUUUGUACGAGCCUGUCGGCAAUAAACUGGCCUUCGAUUACAAUGUCACCAAUAGAUUUGGUUUUACGUUUACUAUAAAUACACCUAGUACGAGUAUGUAG